GAGGAAAGCGCAGACAGAGCUUUGCAGAAGCUGGAUAGUAAACUUGCUAGGAAAUUGUUAACAGUGUGAUCGGGAGCAUGGCCAACAAACAGCAGCCCCCCUUUCUGCAUCUGGCGGAGCUCACGGCUUCACAGUUCCUAGAAAUCUGGAAGCACUUUGACGCGGACGGUAAUGGUUAUAUUGAAGGAAAGGAAUUGGAGAACUUCUUCAGAGAGCUGGAAAAGGCGCGGAGAGGGGCAGGAGUGAAGGAAAUCACAAAUGCCAGUUUUUCAGAAAAAAUGAAAGAAUUUAUGCAAAAAUUUGAUAAGAAUGCAGAUGGAAAAAUUGAGCUAUCAGAGUUGGCUCAGAUUCUGCCCACAGAAGAAAAUUUCCUGCUAUGCUUUAGACAAUUUGUCAGUUCCAGCUCAGAAUUUAUGGCGGCAUGGAGAAGGUAUGACACAGACCGCAGUGGCUACAUUGAGGCAAAUGAACUGAAGGGAUUCUUGUCGGACUUGUUAAAGAGAGCCAACAGGCAUUAUGAUGAUCAGAAGCUCCACGAAUAUACACAGACAAUUCUUAAAAUGUUUGAUACAAAUGGAGAUGGAAAGCUUUGUCUGUCAGAAAUGGCCAGAUUAUUACCUGUCCAAGAAAACUUUUUACUUAAAUUCAAGGAGGUCAAGUUAACUGCAGGACAAUUUAAUGCAAUUUUUACUUUCUAUGAUAAGGAUGGCAAUGGCUACAUUGAUGAGCAAGAACUGGAUGCACUACUUAAAGAUAUGUAUGAGAAGAACAAUAAGAAAGAUCUGGACCACCAGAAUCUUGCAAGCUACCGGGAUUCCAUCAUGGCUCUGUCAGAUGGAGGAAAGCUGUACCGUAAAGAGCUGGAGCUAGUGCUCUGUGGCGAGCCAAUUAUGUAAAUUUCCAGAACCCUCCAUUCCCACAAACAUUCUCAGUGACAUCUGAUAUAUUUAAAAAAAUUAAACUAAAUAAAAUAAAAAAAUAAAACACCAGGUGCAUGAACUGGGCUUUACUGUACCUUCCAUCAUUAAGGAGCAAGUGAGUGCAUCCCUGUGUCACCUGUCACGGCAGCUUGUGUUUUUAAAUUUGAAUAAAUGACAUUAGAAAGAACAGCUAAAAUUUCAUUGCUUGUUUUAAAUUUUGUGUAUUGUAUCUGUUCCAUUUUUCAUUUUAUCUUUGACUAGUUCCAUUUUUUUCCACUAUGCCACACUCAUUUAUUUUUGUUUUUGGCAAAUACUGUUGAUCGAAGAUAUCGUCAGAUAAUACAAUAAAGAUAUCUACGAACAAA
This is a messenger RNA of Erpetoichthys calabaricus (reedfish), 1285 nucleotides long. RefSeq names its product calbindin 2a (gene calb2a). The record is from RefSeq and is a predicted model, not a curated record. Gene Ontology annotation, biological process: regulation of long-term synaptic potentiation; regulation of presynaptic cytosolic calcium ion concentration. Gene Ontology annotation, cellular component: terminal bouton; synapse; dendrite. NCBI's taxonomy places the organism in Eukaryota, Metazoa, Chordata, Cladistia, Polypteriformes, Polypteridae. The transcript is spliced from 11 exons. Gene Ontology annotation, molecular function: calcium ion binding. Bases 78 to 896 code for a protein of 272 amino acids.